This is a messenger RNA of Talaromyces stipitatus ATCC 10500, 6870 nucleotides long. RefSeq names its product polyketide synthase, putative. The record is from RefSeq and is a predicted model, not a curated record. Gene Ontology annotation, molecular function: phosphopantetheine binding; fatty acid synthase activity; oxidoreductase activity. Lineage: Eukaryota; Fungi; Ascomycota; Eurotiomycetes; Eurotiales; Trichocomaceae. Gene Ontology annotation, biological process: fatty acid biosynthetic process; secondary metabolite biosynthetic process. The coding region runs from base 1 to 6870 and encodes 2289 amino acids. The transcript has 7 exons.
AUGCAUUCUGCUACCGCAUCAGAGCCGAUCGCCAUCAUCGGCAUGUCCAGUCGGUUCGCGGGAGAUGCAACUGAUACAGAGAAAUUGUGGGACGUCUUGCUGAAAGGGCGGCCGUCCCCGUCCCCAUUUCUGAACGACAAGCAUUAUCAUCCCGAUCAAUCUCGUCAAGGAGCAAUACAUGCAAAAGCGGCCUACUUCAUCAAAGAUGACACGAAAGCAUUUGACAGCGCUUUCUUUGGGUUGACAAAAAAGGAAGUGCUUUCAAUGGAUCCACAGCAACGGAUGCUGUUGGAGUCUACAUACCAUGCCCUUGAGAACUCGGGUAUACCACUAGAGCAGGCGAUUGGGACCAACACAUCUGUUUUUGUUGGCCAAUGCGGAGAAGACUUUGCCGCUAUGUGUAACUCAGAUAUGGAAUUGGCUCCUACAUAUAAAGAAACAGGAGUGGAACGAUCAAUUCGAGCAAAUCGUAUAAGUUGGUUUUACGAUUUCAAAGGAGCCAGCUAUGUUGUUGACACCGCGUGUUCCAGUAGCCUUGUCGCUCUAUAUACUGGCUGCCAAGAUCUCCUUUUACAUGACUCCGAAAUGGCAGUUGUUAGUGGAAUCACCUUGAUAGAUCAUCCAUCUCAGUUUAUGGGGCUAGACAAACUAGGCGCUAUAGGUUCGGAUGGAUAUUGCUACACUUUUGAUUCGAGGGCAAACGGCUAUGCCCGGGGUGAAGGCGUGGGCACAAUACUUUUAAAACGACUUUCGGACGCAAUUCGCGACGGGAACAUUAUUAGAGCUGUCAUUCGAUCAUCUAGCGCAAGCUCAAAUGGGAGGACACCUGGGAUUUUCAAUCCCUCAUUCGAGGCACAGACAGCUCUUAUCCGCUCUACAUAUAAUAAAGCAGGGUUGGAUCCAGGUCGUACACGCUUUGUCGAAGCUCAUGGUACCGGAACAAAAGCAGGUGAUGCAACUGAAGCUAAGGCCUUAUCCACUGCUUUCGAAACCGCAAAGAGAAAUGCGCCACUUAUUGUUGGCGCAGUAAAGACGAUACUGGGUCACACCGAAGGUGCAGCAGGAAUCCUUAGCGUUAUCAAAGUGGUCAAGAUGCUAGAGACAGGAAUUAUUCCGAAGAAUCAUAACUUCGUCAAAGUGAAUCCAGAAAUUGAUGCUGAGAAGCUAAACAUUCGAUUUCCCAUUCAGACAAUGAAGUGGCCGUCCAAGGGUAUUCGCAGAGCUUCAAUAAACUCUUUUGGAUUCGGAGGUGCAAAUGCACACGCAGUCAUUGAUGACACGUUAUCUUACAUCACCGAACACAAUCUCCAUGCAAUCCAUCAAACAGUAGCUUUGGAAGAAACUCAAAAGAUGGACGAUGAGAACAGCUUAGUUCAAAUCGCAAAUGGACUGAACGGCCACAUGGUAGCUCAACAUAAUGGCCAUGCGGUGGCGCAGACAAACGGCCAUUCAGAAAAUCAAACGAAGGACCAUAUGGUAACUCAAUCAAAUGGCCAUGCGGAACUUCAGAUAAAUAUCCGAUCAGACAAUUGUCCCAACGGUGCUUCAAGUGAGAAAAAAUCCAGUAAUUUUGAAGUCAACGAUGCCAUCAGGAAGCGUCUUUUUGUCUUCUCAACUUUCGAUAAAAAGGGCCUUUCAAGAACUGCCGAAACCUACCGAGAAUGGCUACAGAUCUCUUUGCCCCAGAGGUCACAAAACCCUGAUUAUGUUAGGAGGCUAGCUUUUACUUUGAGUCACCACCGUUCUAAGUUCAACUGGCGGAGCUAUGUUGCUGCUGGCAACCUCGAAGAACUUCUGGAUAAAAUGGCAUCUCUCACUACAUUAAUUGCAAAGAGUCAAACCCCUAAUUUAGCGCUUAUCUUCACUGGACAAGGAGCUCAGUGGGAUGGCAUGAUCGGAGCUCUCAGUCAGUUUACCGUGUAUAGAAGGAGCAUUGAGGACGCCGCUGCAUACUUCACUGAAUUAGGAUGUCCAUGGGAUUUGACUGAAUUGUUAGAUCAUCGAGUAACACUGGACAGGGACGACUUGGCUCUCAAUCUCCCGUUGGUCACAGUCCUUCAAGUUGCAAUCGUGGACCUACUCUACAGCUGGGAUAUUAAGCCACGUUGUGUUGUAGGUCAUUCAUCGGGUGAGGUGGCCGCUGCCUAUGCAUCUGGCAAGAUCGGAAGAAAGGCAGCCUGGAAGACGGCUUAUUUCCGGGGUAUUGUAGCCGCAAAAAUAUCCGGUCAAGACGGCGGAAUGUUAGCUGUGGCCCUUUCACCUGAAAGAGCCAAAGAAUAUAUUCGGGACUAUGAAAACGCAGGAAAAUUGACUAUUGCCUGUUACAACUCCCCAUCAAAUCAAACUUUAUCCGGGGAUGUCGAUGCUAUUGAUGCUCUCAAGGCCAUCUUGGACGAAGAAAAGAUUUUUGCUCGAAAAUUGAACGUAUCCAAUGCUUACCAUUCCUCUCACAUGGUCGCCGGAGCGGAAGAGUAUACCCGUCUCCUUGGCAAUCUUCAUACCGACGGGAAGCUCACGGGAUGGUCUGACGUUGAGAUGAUCUCCUCCGUCACCGGUUCAUCUGUUUCUUCCAAGCAGUUAGAAAUGCCGUCCUAUUGGACCGAGAACCUGGUAUCACCUGUACAAUUUACAUCUGCACUUCUAAAGAUGUGUAACGAAAGUGGUAUCGCUUUCGAUGACUUGAUCGAAAUCGGUCCACAUUCUGCCAUGCAAAGCGCCGUCAAUGAAACCCUUCAGAAUACUUUAUCCGCUGGAAGCUUGUAUCAUGCUACGGUCAAACGGAAAACCCCGAGCGCGGGACCAAUCAUCGAAACAGCGGGUGCUCUGUGGUGCAGAGGACAUCAUAUCUGUCUAGAUGAAGUAAACGAAAUUGAGCCGAAAACGACACGCAUGCUCUCGGAUCUUCCUCCAUACAAAUUCAGUCAUGAGUCAAACUUCUUGCUUGAAAGUCGCUUGAGCUCUAAUUAUCGCUACCGUCAAUUUCCUCGCAUGGAUCUCAUAGGAGCGCCAGUUCCUGAUUGGGACUCCGAGCAUCCUAAGUGGAGACAGUUCUUCCGUACCAAGGAGAUUCCCUGGAUCAUGGAGCACAAGAUUACUGGACAAAUUGUAUGUGCUGGGGCGGGAUGGGUGGUUAUGGCAAUCGAAGGCGCGAAGCAACUUGCAGACCCGGCCCUCAAAGUGACAGGAUUCCGUUUACGUGACGUAGCACUCAAAUCAACUUUGAUUGUCCCUGAAACGGAUGAUGGUGUUGAAGUGACGAUGAGUAUGCAGUGGAUGCCCGAUAGUAGUGAGACUGUCUCCAAGAUUUGGAGAGAAUUUACGAUCAUGUCACACGAUGAGGAAUCCAAUACAUGGCGUGUACAUGCAAAGGGCUUGAUAUCCAUCGAAUAUGAGCAGUCUACCAAAAGUAUCGACAAGGAUAAUAAAAUGCAAGCAGAGGAUGCCGCCGCUAGACGACUUUUGGCUCGGGUAACAGAGAACUGCAAGAUUGACGUGGAUUCGGAUUGGGUCUACGGCAUGUUUAGAGCAGCCGGUUUUGACUUCAAAGCGCGCUACAAAAACUUGAGUGACAUUUCAAUAAGUGAAGGGCCGGAUUGCUAUGAUGUGCUGGGAGUGGUGCGAAAUCCAGAUUUGACUUCUGUAACCGCCGCAGGAUAUGUAUAUCCCCAUACAUACCAUACUGUUGCUUUAGACUCAGUGAUACACAUGGGGUUGCCGACAAUAUUGGCUAAGCUCGGGAAUGGUACUGUACCAUCACCUACAAUCCCAGGCUGGUUCGACGAAGUAUGGAUCUCUGCGAAUAUCAGUAGCCGUGCAGGUGACGCGCUCAAAUUAUGCAUGCAUCAGUACAAGGACUUUUGGCAUGGCUUGAGAAAUGAUAUCGUCGGCUUCGACGAACAUAACUCAGAACGACAACUACAUAUCAAAGGUCUGAAAUAUCAUACUGUUCCCGGUCGACAGCUAUCCUCUACAUUGGAGCCUUGUCACCAAAUUACGUGGAAACCAGUCCUGGACCUGAAAAAUACCGAUGAUCUGACAUUGACCAAAAUGGCUACGAAGCUGCUGGUUGUCAAACUUCCCGAGACCAAGCAGUCUGAGUUCUGUCAGCUGCUUGCCAAACUAUUUACUAAAGAAGCAGGUACUGAAAACUGUGAGAUAACCCCUUUGGAGCAGAUCAAGGAAUUCGAUCUAUCUGAUCUCACUUGCAUUGUCUUAUCUGAUGGAGAAACCGCAUCUUUGAUUGAAACGGAUGAGAAGACCUUUGACCACUUGAAGUACAUUGUCACGGUUUCUCCUCGUAUUUUCUGGGUUUCUUCGGACUCUUCUAGGCCGCAAUGGGCCAUUGCUAGCGGAUUUCUGAGAACGGCAAGAUGGGAGAAGGGCGGUUCAGAUACUGACUUCUCAAUCUUGAACAUCGUGCGGUCAGGAAAUGAUGAGCUUGAUAGUACGCAUGCCCAACGAGUUUUCAACUAUCACUUCUCUGAUGGUAGAGCUAUUCCAAAUGCCGACUACGAACUUCGCAGUGGUACAAUAUGGUCAAAUCGGAUAUCCGAGUUUGAUGAAGUCAAUGAAUUCCGCCGAAAGCAUACAUUUCCUGGUAGCCAAAUAAUUCUGGGUCCAUUCAGAAGCAAUACGAAGCGUAGUUUGAGGCUCAAAGCUCAAACUCCAGGCCGACUGGAAACUCUCCAUUUUGUGGACGACGUGGACGCCACAAAGCCUCUUGCUGCCGAUGAGGUUGAAGUAAAAGUCGCUGCAGCCGGCUUGAAUUUCCGAGACGUUGUUGUCGGCCUCGGCGAACAGACCGAGGAUGUCUACGGUAUCGAAGGGGCAGGUUGGAUCACUGAAGUUGGCUCUGAUGUGACAGGAAUCAAAGUUGGGGACCGAGUUGCUGGUGUAUGGAGCAGAGAAAGAGGUUAUAUGAGAUCGUCUUGCAAGGUACAUCAUGCGCUAGCAACGAAAAUUCCCGACGACAUGUCAUUCGAAGCGGCAGCCGCCAUCCCCAUGAAUCUCAUUACGGCUAUCUAUUCUCUCCGUGAGCUGGCACAUCUCACUUCUGGUGAGAAGGUUCUUAUUCAUAGUGGAGCAGGAGGAACUGGCCAAGCUGCGAUUCAAUACGCACAAAUGGUCGGUGCUGAAGUGUUCACCACGGUAUCCACCGAAGAAAAAAGACAGCAUAUCGUUGAGAACUACGGAAUUUCAGCAGAUCAUAUAUUUUCAAGUCGAACGUUGGAUUUCGAUACUCUGAUCAUGGAGGCCACUAAUGGCCGUGGAGUCGAUGUGGUGCUUAAUUCUUUAGCGGGUGAAGCACUUCGCAGGUCACUGGAUUGUGUGGCACCACUGGGCAGAUUUGUUGAACUUGGCAAGAAAGAUAUUUAUGCCAACGGCCGCUUGCAUAUGAAAGCCCUGAAAAAGAGCAUCGCAUUUUUCUCCGUGGAUAUAUUGACGCUAUUCAAGCAUCGUGAGAGCUAUUCCGGCGAGCUCCUAGCAGAAGCUAUCGACAUGCUUUACAAGGGGACCAUUAGACUCCCACCCGUACUGGAAGUAUACAGCUUCUCGGACAUUCUACCUGCCUUCCGCAAACUUCAGACAGGAAACAUGAUGGGAAAGAUCGUGCUUACUGCUUCAGACAAUGAUAUGGUUCCAACUGCAAUGGAGGCCCCUAAGCCAUUUUCUUUCCGCGGAGAUGUGUCGUACAUCAUCUCAGGAGGUCUACGAGGAGUCGGAAAGGUUAUUGCUCAAUGGAUGGUCUCGCACGGAGCAAGAAACCUCAUUCUUCUUUCCCGAUCGGGUGUGCACUUACCGGAAACGAAAGCCUUCGUGGAGCGGCUCCGGCUUGGAGGAUGCAGAGUCGUAUCUGACGCCUGCGAUAUUGCCAGUGAAAACGAUCUGCGCCGGCUCCUUGAAUCCUGUAAGGACAUGCCACAGAUUAAUGGCUGCAUUCAAAGUGCAAUGGUACUAAGGGAUAAAUCCAUCCUUAAUAUGAAUCACGAAGACUGGAUAGCGGCAAUUCGUCCCAAGGUAAAUGGGUCUUGGAAUUUGCAUAAUCUACUACCACGCGACCUUGACUUCUUUGUCAUGCUCUCCUCCAUCACAGGCGUCGUCGGCAACCACGGACAAGCUAAUUAUGCAGCCGGUAAUACAUUUCAAGACGAACUUGCUCGUUAUCGGGUCUCCCAAGGUUUGCGAGCAACAAGUCUGGAUCUCAGUGCAAUAUCUGGAGUGGGAUGGAUUGCUGAGCACUCUAAUAUCGAUACACUUUUAAGAGGAGCUGCCUUUCAGCAAUUGAAAGAAGAAGAUAUUUUCACAGUCUUGCAAUAUGCCUGUGAUCCAGAAAACACAGCUACGUCAGUUAGUGGUACAGUUGGUGAGAAGGAAAAUGACGAUAGCCGUCGCGUUAAGAUGGACCAAAGCGAGAUCAUCGUCGGUAUGGACAAUGCAGCUGCGAUCCGUCGUAAAGCAAUGGCCAAGCCUGCAUAUCUGGAUCAUGCAUUGUUUUCAAGUAUUCUCGAAGAAUACAACGCAAUUGGUGACACUAAUACGGGCGACGGCGAAGGCGUAAGGAGUCUUGCGAAUAGUCUUUCUGCUUGCAGUUCCAUUGCCUUUGCCACUGAACUAAUCAUAGAAGCCAUCAAGCAAAAGCUUGCAGAUCUCAUCUCAACACCUGCGGAGGAUAUCGAUGACAGGAAAACUUUCAGUAGCUAUGGAGUCGACUCAUUGGUGGCCGUCGAGUUUCGUUCGUGGCUAGGUGCAGAGGUCGCCUCUGAUAUUGCGGUGUUGGAGAUCAUUGGAUCAAGAAGUAUCAGAACGAUUGCGACUAAAGUCGCCACUACAAGCAGCUUGGUAAACGUGCAAGAAGCUAUGGAGAGUUGA